GUUUUUCUCCUUUCAAGACACCAAAUCUUCGAAACCUUUCAAUUUCGAACUGUUGUGGUGGCAAAUUUGUGGUUUUUUAUGGGUAAGUGGAGGAACCGUAGAAUCUUUCGUCAACGAAGAUCUCCCAGGCCGCCUUCUGUGUUCUAUGACCUUCAAGCUCCUCUCCCUGAUUCCAUAUCUUCUUCAAACUUCUAUUUGGAAUUGCCGAAGACAAAUUUCGCGUUUUUCAUUUAGAGAUUUUCAGCAGGAUGGUAUACCCUUAUGGGAGAAGAAAUUUUGCACGUUGGUUGGAUUGGUGCCAUGGCAGAAAGUUGUUGACACCAAGAAUUUUGUGAGCUGCCACAGCAAUGUGCUUAAUUGGAAUGAUUCAGCUGCUGAAGAAGCAUUUCAAAAUGCCAAAAAACAAUAUUGGGCAGAGAUCAACAGCCUCCCUUGUGAUAUUUCUCUUCCUGAUUCUGACACUUAUAUUGAUCAAAUAGAUUGGAACCCCUAUAUUGAUCCUGAACUGAUAGAGGAUUUGGAUCGUGUGUACUGUCCUCCCCCUGAUGAGGAAGAAAGGAAUGCCGUAAGUUACAAGAGAACAAAAAUUUCAGCAGAUGUUGAAAAUUCUCUGGAAUUUGGCGAUACAGAGCUUGACAAAGCAUUGGAAAAUAAAGAUGGGUGGAAUCAAUGUGAAUCCGAUAAACACAAAAAUAGUCCUAGCAAUUCAGAAAAGAAUGCCAAUAACCCUUGGGAGUACAGAGUAACUCGUGAAAAUCGGAAAUUACCUGACAAUGUGUGGGAAGGCGGUGGUGCUAAGGCUUGGGGUCGGAACAAAGCGAGUGGCCAUAGUGAUGACCUUAGGGACUGGAGCUGUGGAUAUAAUCCUUGGCAGAAUGAUACUAAAGGAUGGGGUAAAACAUGGGAUGAUAAUAAAGGAUGGGGCAAAGCUUGGGAUAACACUUGGAACCGAAAGAAAUCAAAUAAUUCCUUGAACAUCGAAAGGCCUUGGGAAUGCAAAACUAAUCUGCAUAAUAGGGCUUCAGCGGGCAGAGGGUGGAGAAACUGUGAAGAGAAUGGCCCUGGAUGGAAGCAUCAGAGAAAUGCCAAUAAUGUUUCGGACAAUUUACAAUUCAGAAGAAAUUAUGGAGAUUGGACUGCCAGGAAUCAGAGUUUCCAGAAAAGGGAAAGUUAUCAUCAAUCCCCCAUAGGAUCUCGAUUUCAAAGGGAUAGUCGUCAAACAGAUCAUCACUGGAGGAGGGAAGACUCAAAGAAGAGGGUCAGCUUUGCUUGUGAAUAGCCAUUAGACAAUGCCGUGCCUUGUUUUUUUGGUCAUGGGCAUGAGAUCGUUGUAUUUGCUGAUCCUUAUGAAUAUCCCUGCGUGGAACUGUUCAUCUAGAUUCUUUUGACGAAGUAGUUUUGCAAGCAAUGCAAUAUAGCUGCAGGUUUUUCAUUGUAUUUAUUCCCCUAGUUAUAUUCUGAAUCACCAUGUGAAUCAUAUCCAGGAAGUUAUUAUGUGGUUAUCAUAAUUAAAGGUUCUCUUCAUAUCAGAAAUAUACCAACAAAUUGAAGGCAUGUGAUUUAUCCUUGAUGUGUAAAUUUAAUAAUUUCACUGGCCUA
Messenger RNA from Neltuma alba, 1599 nucleotides. RefSeq lists its product as uncharacterized. The transcript is spliced from 4 exons. The record is from RefSeq and is a predicted model, not a curated record. The coding region runs from base 146 to 1279 and encodes 377 amino acids. NCBI's taxonomy places the organism in Eukaryota, Viridiplantae, Streptophyta, Magnoliopsida, Fabales, Fabaceae.